CUUCCCGCUUUAGUAUAGAAAAUGCAUAUGCGUAAAACGGAACGCACCUUAGCUUUACUAGAGAAAACUAUGAAAACGAACGUAGCCAUAUUUUAACUUGUGAUACGGGUUAUGUUAGAUGUGUACGCUAUGUAAAUUUGGCGGUAUCUUAAAACUUCAAGAGUUACAAAACUUAUAAAUUUAUUUAUUACUUUUCGAUUAGUCGAUUAGUAUAAUGUGAAUUUAAUAAAAAAUGAUUGUCAAAUUUGAAAAGAUAAUAAGCUGUUCCUCGGAACAUGCUAUGUAUCCUGCUGCCAAUCUUCUACAAUGUAAUUCAGAAAAUUGGAAGGCCACAUGGCGGUGCGCCAAACCAGGAGAAAUGUUGGCCCAUGUGAUAUUUCAACUUGUUGAACCCUCUUACAUCACAGGAGUUGAUAUUGGCAAUUUUCAGAGUUGCGUGGUAAUUGUCACUGGAUCUACAUCAUCUGAACCUGACAAUUGGAUACUUAUAGUGAAUCACAAGUUUAUGACAAAUGAUGAAGCUGCAAACAAUAAGUUUAAGGAUCAAGUACAAUUAUUUACGAAAAGAGAAUUGAAUCCAGAUACUUUGAAAAUUAAAUUUGAUCGAAUCAAAGUCACUUGUAUGCAAUCGGCAAAUUUAAAAGUUUUAUUUGGACUAUCAUAUAUCAUUUUAAGAUCAGAUCCAACAGUUGAUUUAGGUUUAGAUGUAUUUGGCAAAUUCAAAUUGAAACAACCACAUGUCAUUAAGACACCGAUGGAAAUGAUGAAAGAGAGAAUUCUCAACAAAAUGGAAAAUAAAAAGACAGAUUAUAAGGAAGAGAUACAAGAACAAAUAAAAAAGAACUCGAUGGACAAUUUUGCUAAAUGUCAAGAAAAGCAAAAACCUAUGAAGAGACCAUUAUUAGAAAAGUUAGAGACUGGAAAAGCUGAUGAAGUUUUUGGAAAAAAUGAUAAGACUCAGUUACAAGAUUUUAAAACGAAUAAAACGCCUAUUAAAAAUAUCAAAAAUGUAUCAAAUGAUAAAACAGUUGUUACAACUCCUUUUGGAGACGUUGUACCUAUGACGACCAUUAAUACUGACAAAAAUGAUACAAAAGAUGCUUCUCAGGAUUCUCAUAAGAAACGUCCUUUAAAUAAAUUAGAGGACUUAUUAAACACACAAUAUUGCGAAAAGAAAAAACAGAAAUGCUCCAAUUGUUGCAAGAAUUCUCAAGAUCAGCUGUGUAAAACUUGUCAACGAUUACCUCAGUGUACAACUAUUGAAAAUACUAAUUUGAAACCAACUGUUUUUAUAAAACCAAAAAAACGAUUUAAAGAAUUGUUCAGUGGUACAACAUUCUCCCUCAGUGGAUAUGUUAAUCCACAGAGAGAUGAAAUUAGAAGAAAAGCUCUUAGUAUGGGUGCCAGAUACAUACCUGAUCCAAAUACAACUAAUAAAAAAUGUACUUAUUUGAUCUGUGCUUUUAAAAAUACACCAAAAUAUCAGCAAUUCAAAGAUCAUACAAAAAUUGUCUCUCAUGUCUUUAUCGAGGAGUGUUUUGAUAAAAAGAUAAGGUUUCCUUGGAGGCGAUAUGCUUUAGAUCAAAAGAAUAAAUUGCAAGCUGAAAGUGAAGAAGAAAUCGAUGGUAAUCAAUCGGAAUCUAUAUAUGAUAUGGAUACUGAUGCUGAUUCCGAUUAUUAAUUUUUUAAUUCUACUAUAUUUGACUUCUUUUUCAACAUAGUUAUAUUUCGAUAAUUGUUACUAAAGUAUUUAAUUAAAUAUAUUUUAUGUAUACA
Messenger RNA from Nylanderia fulva, 1776 nucleotides. It is a transcript of the gene XRCC1, whose product is annotated as DNA repair protein XRCC1. The record is from RefSeq and is a predicted model, not a curated record. Gene Ontology annotation, biological process: base-excision repair; single strand break repair. Gene Ontology annotation, cellular component: nucleus. Gene Ontology annotation, molecular function: damaged DNA binding. NCBI's taxonomy places the organism in Eukaryota, Metazoa, Arthropoda, Insecta, Hymenoptera, Formicidae.